This is a messenger RNA of Eufriesea mexicana, 966 nucleotides long. RefSeq names its product protein ABHD11. Gene Ontology annotation, biological process: lipid metabolic process. Gene Ontology annotation, cellular component: mitochondrion. The record is from RefSeq and is a predicted model, not a curated record. The transcript is spliced from 4 exons. Lineage: Eukaryota; Metazoa; Arthropoda; Insecta; Hymenoptera; Apidae. The coding region runs from base 1 to 966 and encodes 321 amino acids. Gene Ontology annotation, molecular function: carboxylic ester hydrolase activity.
AUGAGUGGUGUCUGCUACCGAUAUUUAAUAAUAAAACGAAAUAUUUUUCACGGUCGAAGACACGAUUUUGUGGUUACUUCAUCUUUUGUAUCAUAUUUAUGUUCCAAGCGAAUAUGUAGCAAUUCUAAUUCUGUAUUACCAGUAAAACUUGCAUAUGUUUCUUAUGAAUCAAUGAAUAAAAAUGAAAAUGCUUCCAAACAACCUAUAAUUAUAAUGCAUGGUCUUUUUGGUUCAAAGACUAAUUGGAAUAUUUUAUCAAAAUCAAUUCAUCAACAAACAGAUCGUAAGGUCAUAACUAUAGAUGCAAGAAAUCAUGGAGAUUCUCCACAUUCUGCAGACAUGACAUACAAACAUAUGGCACAAGAUGUAGUUAAACUUAUGAAUGAUUUAGGAUUUGAAAAAUCAACAUUAAUAGGACACAGUAUGGGAGGUUCUGCAAUGAUGUAUGUAGCUUUAAAUAAUCCAAAACUAAUAGAAAAAUUAAUAGUAGUUGAUAUGUCUCCCGUGAGAACUAGCCCUAAUCUUAUGGAGAUGGAAAAGAUAUUUAAAGCAAUGCGUUCAAUAAAGUUAAAUGGAAUUAUGACAUUAACAAAAGCACGUGCCAUGGUAAAAGACCAACUUGCAAAUGUUGUUGAACCUUUACCUUUACGUCAGUUUUUAGCAAUGAACUUAGUAGAAGCAGAUGUUGGAAAAUAUAAAUGGCGAGUUAAUUUACCUGUGUUGGAGCAAAACUUUGCAACACAAAUAGCAGUAUUCCCAAAUAUAGAUUCAAAAAUUUACGACGGACCAACAUUGUUUAUAGGUGGUUCUGAAAGUGAUUACAUAAAAAGUGACGAUCAUGAUAAAAUUAAAAAAUUAUUUCCUUCUGCCAAUUUUAUUUAUAUAAAUGGUGCAAAUCAUUGGGUACAUGCAGAUAAACCAACAGAGUUCUUAAAAAUAGUAGUUGAUUUCAUUAAUCAGCCAUAA